Otolemur garnettii (small-eared galago) is the source of this 960-nucleotide messenger RNA. It is a transcript of the gene SLC25A31, whose product is annotated as solute carrier family 25 member 31. Gene Ontology annotation, cellular component: mitochondrial inner membrane. The coding region runs from base 1 to 960 and encodes 319 amino acids. Gene Ontology annotation, biological process: mitochondrial ADP transmembrane transport; mitochondrial ATP transmembrane transport. The transcript is spliced from 6 exons. Lineage: Eukaryota; Metazoa; Chordata; Mammalia; Primates; Galagidae. Gene Ontology annotation, molecular function: ATP:ADP antiporter activity. The record is from RefSeq and is a predicted model, not a curated record.
AUGCAGCGUGAGCCUGGGAAGAAGAAGGUGGACAAGCGGCUGUUUGACGCCAAGUCCUUCGGAAAGGAUCUCCUGGCCGGCGGGGUCGCGGCGGCUGUGUCCAAGACGGCGGUGGCACCCAUCGAGCGGGUGAAGCUCCUGCUGCAGGUGCAGGCCUCGUCAAAGCAGAUCAGCCCCGAAGCUCGGUACAAAGGCAUGGUGGACUGUCUGGUGCGGAUUCCCCGUGAGCAGGGUUUUUUCAGUUACUGGCGUGGCAAUUUGGCAAAUGUUAUUCGGUAUUUUCCAACACAAGCUCUGAAUUUUGCUUUUAAGGACAAAUAUAAACAACUAUUUAUGUCUGGAGUUAAUAAAGAAAAACAGUUCUGGAGGUGGUUUUUGGCAAACCUGGCUUCUGGUGGAGCUGCUGGAGCAACAUCCUUAUGUGUAGUGUAUCCUCUAGAUUUUGCCCGAACCCGAUUAGGAGUCGAUAUUGGAAAAGGUCCUGAAGAGCGACAAUUCAAGGGUUUAGGUGACUGUAUUAUGAAAAUUGCAAAAUCAGAUGGAAUUGUUGGUUUAUACCAAGGGUUUGGUGUUUCAGUUCAGGGCAUCAUUGUAUACCGAGCCUCUUAUUUUGGAGCUUAUGACACAGUUAAGGGCUUAUUACCAAAACCAAAGGAAACCCCAUUUCUUGUCUCCUUUGUCAUUGCUCAAGUUGUGACUACAUGUUCUGGAAUACUUUCUUAUCCAUUUGACACAGUUAGAAGACGUAUGAUGAUGCAGAGUGGUGAGGCUGAACGGCAAUAUAAAGGAACCAUAGACUGCUUUAUGAAGAUAUACCAACAUGAGGGAAUCGGUGCGUUUUUUCGUGGUGCCUUCUCCAAUAUCCUUCGUGGUACAGGGGGUGCUUUGGUGUUGGUAUUGUAUGAUAAAAUUAAAGAAUUCCUUAAUAUUGAUAUUAAAGGUGGUUCAUCAGGAGAUUAA